Messenger RNA from Corvus hawaiiensis (hawaiian crow), 3895 nucleotides. RefSeq names its product E3 ubiquitin-protein ligase TRIM7-like. The record is from RefSeq and is a predicted model, not a curated record. Gene Ontology annotation, molecular function: protein binding. The coding region runs from base 414 to 1007 and encodes 197 amino acids. The transcript is spliced from 3 exons. NCBI's taxonomy places the organism in Eukaryota, Metazoa, Chordata, Aves, Passeriformes, Corvidae.
CCGAGGGAGGGGAGAUGCAGCAGACCCUGUGAUGUAAACAGGACUGGGCACUGCAGGAACAGGAGGAAUUGCCAAAUUCAAGUGUUGGAUGAGGUCCCACGUGGGCUGGCAGCUUCAGGGCAUGGGAGGUCAUUGCCCAGAGGAGGGGAGAGGGAAGCUCUGUGGGGUGGUCCCCAGACAGACUCUCAGCUCUGCUCUCCAGGCCAUCCAGCCCCUCUGGACUGUGCCCUGCUUGCUCAAACAAGCUGGAAGUGCUGGGCAAGCCCAGUCCAGCCAUGAGCUGAUGAGGAGAUCAGAGGAGUAGGGAGCAGACUGAAGACCUUCCAAACCAUCCCAAACCUACUUUUCUGGAGCCAACCUGCAGGCUGAGCAGCAGUGAAUCCUGUCUCCCCUCCAGUUGAUUGACUGUGGAUAUGUUGGCAUCCAGGAUGGAGAGAGUAGAGAGUGAGACCCUGGUGGAGGAGGUGGAGGACAUGAGUGGAAUAGCUGACGUGACCCUGGACCCAGACACUGCCAACCCCUUCCUCAUCCUGGCCAGUGACCAGCGAGGGGUGGGACGGGGGGACGAGUGGACCUUGCUGCCCGACAACCCCGAGCGGUUCGACACGGAGCCAUGUGUGCUGGGCAGCCACGGCUUUGCUGCGGGGAGACACUGCUGGGAGGUGGAGGUGGCCGAGGCAGGGGAGUGGUGGGCUGUGGGAGUGGCCCAGGAGUCUGUCAGGAGGAAGGGGGUGCUCAACUUCACGCCCCAGGAGGGCAUCUGGGCUGUGGGGCAGUGGUUUGGACAGUACCAUGCUUUCACUGAUCCUGACUGGACCCCCCUGCACCUUACCUGCCUCCCCAGGGCCAUCCAGGUCUGCCUGGACUUCAGAGACCAGCAGGUAACUUUUGCUGAUGCUGAGAAUGAAGCCCCGAUCUUUGCUUUCUGCCUGGCCUCGUGUCCUGGGGAGAGGCUGCACCUGUGGCUCUGGGUGGGGAUGGGCUCGUGGCUCAAGCUGUGCCCCUGACAGGGAGGGAAAUCGGGGGGCAGGGGAGAGACUGGAAAGGCAAACAUCGUGGUUCUUGGUGCUGGGAACUGGGAGGGUCCCGCUUCCUGCUGGCUUCUCUGGCCACCAAGGGGUGGACUGGCAGGUCAUGGAGGUGGAUGCCACCACAGAGCCUCCUUCAUCCCCCCACCCCUCAGCUGGGACUGCAGGGACAAUGGGAAGCACAGAGACUCAGUGCAGGGAGGAGCUUGGUGCCUGGUGGUCCCAUGGCAGGGACCACCACUGAGUGCCAAGGCACUGCAGAACUGCUCUGUACAAGGCCAUGGAAAAUAUAGCAGGGCCCUGCUCCUCCAAGGGUGCUGGAGUAGUGCCUCUGGCUUUUUUCAAUUAAGUUAAAAAACCCCAAACAUACCUGGAUACUCAUGAUAACACUUAUCUUGCCCACACAUCCAGAGCCUCUCCUUGCCUGACACGUUUCUUGCAGCAGAGCACUGCUAGCAGCUCUAGGGGCGGCCCAGGAAGGAAAGCAUGAAACUGAGCAUGAAAUCCACAGGAGAGGCAAUUCCCACAUAUCUGCCAUUCUCUAAUCUCACCCCAUCGAAGUCCCACCUCACAGGAUCCUGCUAAAUCCUGUGCUUAGGAGAGGAGAAGGGGGAUGUAGGUGAAGGGGAACAUUGCCUGGGUCCAGUCUAGAUUUCUUCUCCAAACAUUUUUCUGGUUGGACCCUCUUCAGUGCCACCUCAGUUGUCAUCGUUGUGGUGGCACCUGGACUCACGCCAACAGUAUUGGUCUCCCUGCUCUACUCCAGGAGCUGCAAAGAGAUGCAGCGCGGGGUCAGGCCCAGGUAUCUGCCCCCAGAGCCCUGCCCUAAGCCUCUUCCACUGUGGUGGCACUAAGACUGGGGAUACCCAGGGAUCUCUGCUCCCAGUGAGGCACUUCCUAAUCUCCAUGGGCAGGAGCCUCUGAGACUGUCCUGGUUUUGGCUGGGAUAGCUUUACUCUCAGUAGCCGGCACAGUGCUGGGUUUGGGAUUUAGGGUGAGAAUAAUAUUGAUAGCAACAACCAAACCAUCAGUCAUGUGGUGUUCCCCAAGUCAAGGACUUUUCAGUCUCAGGCUGUGCCAGCGAGGAUCUGCACAAAAAGCUGGGGGGGAGCACAGCCAGGACAGCUGACCCAAAGUGGCCAGAGGGAUAUUCCAUGCCACAGAACAUCCUGCCCGGUGUGUAAGCUGGGGGAGCUGCCUGGGAGGGGCCGACUGCUGCUGAGAGACAGGCUGGGCACAGAUCAGUGGGUGCUGAGCAGCUGGGUAUUGGGCAUCACUUGUUCCACUUGGAUUUUAUAUUUUUUUUCAUUAAAAUUAUUACUAUCAUUGGUAUUAUUACAUAUUACUUUGUUUCAAUUAUUAAACUGUUUUUAUCUCAAAUAAAAAGGUUUUUUUUUUCUUUUUUUCCCCUAUCCCCCUUGGAGGGGGGUAUGUGACUGAGUGGCUGUGCAGUGUUAAUUUGUCAGCUGGGGUUACACCAUGACAGAGGUUCACAGCAGAAUGUUGGUGGAUGGAGAUGGCAGAAGAUUUGUUAGUUCUGUAUUUUUGUCCUUUGUCAUGCAAAACACCCCAAAAGAGUUGUGCUGUGCAUUUAGGGACACCUACCUCAAUCAAGAAGAAGGAAUUCCCUUCUGAAAGCCAGCUCAGUUCCUUAGACUGGAGGAAAGUUGGGUUUUUCAACAGAUUGGAGUCCAGGAACCUCUUCACUGCAAUUUCGUGGUUUGGAGGGGGUAAAUUUUGUGCUUUGGUUUCCUUUUUGAUGUGCCCCCCAAAAAUUAAAUUAAAAAAACCCCAGCUCUUUGGGAGCUGAGUUGCAUAAUUGCAGCAUUUGUGUGAGAAAUACACAAUUUCAUGUAGAAUUGCACUACAAAGACUCAGGGGAGUUUAAAUUCAGCUAUCAUGUGCUAGAGGUCUCUGAAUGCCGGUGCUACAAUGUGUAGAAGGCUUAAGGAACGCCGUGGUCCUUGAGCAAGGCUGGACCCUCAUGGGCUCUGAGUGGUUUUGGGGAGACAACUGCGGCCGGGAGGUUUGUCCCAUGCCAAGCAUGGGCACAGACAGCACAUCAUGGCAGUGGCCUGCUGCCUCCUCAGCCGGUGCCUGGACACAGAGGCCACAGGGCAACUCCCAAGCUCCCAAAGCCCUCAGUCCAGAGCAGGGUGUGAUCAGGCCCCUGGGACCCUCCUGUUCCCAAGGAAAAAGGCUGCAGUGAUGGGCAGUGGAGGCACCUCAACGAACAUGCUCUCCUGAGCCCUGGUCUGUCAGACGUGCUCCAAACCAAAGCCUGCCUGGAUUUGGCACGUCAGCCAAGCAGCUGUGACUGAACGCCCUUCCCAUUAAACUGUGUUUCUUUUUCCCCCCUGAGCCCUUUCUCUGGGACUUCUGUUCCUUUUAUGCUGCUCUUGCUGUUGCAGAUGCCACUUUUUCUCUCCCCCCACCCUGUCAGAUUGCUGUGUGGCAUCACAGUUUUGUUUUAAAGGACUGGCUGAGCCAACCAUGGCACUCUAUUUUUCUAAACGUUUUUUUUCUUUUAAUAUGAACAAGCCCAGAAAACCCUUGAUUUGACAGCUUGGCCAGGAAACUCAUCCAAGGUCUUGUUUGCUAAAGCCUUGUCCAGCACCUCAGAAAUGCAUCCAACAUUGGUGUUGCAGUGCUUUGAGGGGCACUUUAAACGGGCAGUUUCACAAUUUCCAACCCUCCGCUCCAAGAGUGGCCAGAUUUGCAACACAGGGAUUUGCCCCAGGGCCAGGGGCCAAGGCUGCAGGGGAUGUUGGGGCUCCUCACUGCCCCACAGAACGGGGACUGAUGGCUGUCCAAGUCCUUGCCCAAGAGGUUCCAGGCCCAGCUCUGGGCAGGCAUCCUGCCCACAC